UGAUUCAAAUGAUUCAUCACCAGAACAGGCAGAUUUUGAUAUGGAUGUAUCAGCAGGUUUUAAAUUAGAAAGUGAUUAUAAUUCAAUGAAUAUUCCAAUUGAAAUUAAUUUAGAUUCUUAUGUUUCUGAAAACUUUAUACUCUCAAGUGGUGCUUCACCAAUAAUAGAAGUUGCAAAUUUACCUCAAUUAAAUAAAAAUAUUAACAAUAACAAUAAUAAUAAUAUAUUAACUAAUAGCAACAAUGAUACAAACUCUACAGCAUCAACUCCUAUGAAUCUAGAUACAAUGGAACCUAUCGAUACAAAUCAUAUGGUUUUAAAUGAUAAAGAAAUUCAAAAUAAUAGUAAUAUUACAGAUUCAAUUUUAACAGUUGAUACAAAUAGUAAUAAUAAUGAACAACAUCAAAAUUUAGAGUCAUUGCAAAUCGAAUUAGAACCUGUUAUUCAAGUAGAACUACUUGAACAACCACCAUCACAACCAAAAGAAGAUCAAAAUGUAAAUAAACCUUUAGAACAACACCAACACCAAUUAAACAACUCUUUAAAUCAUCAUGAAGAAUUGGUAUUAAAUACAGACACUUCAAAUUCAACUAUUGAAGAAUCAGUGCAAACCAAUACUUUACCAACACCACAUAUAAAUUUAGAUGGAACCAUUAUAGGAAAUGAACUAUUAAGUACAACUAGCAACCUUAUGAAUUCAGAACCAUCACCACUUGUAAAAAUUGAAUUAGACGAUCUUAAAAAAUCAAACUAUGAUAAUAUAAAUAAAAAAGGAGGAAUCAGCCCAAAUAAAACAACUACAGCUUCAACCCUUAAUGCCACUGUUUCACCAACAACCAGUGCAAACAAUUUCGAAUAUAGCUUAUAUAUGGAUAUUUUAGGUGCUCCAAGCAGUACAUCAUCAAUGAAAAGAAAAAGAGAUGAAGAUAACCAAAAUAUUAAUAAUCAAAACGCUGGUAUUGUAGUUCAGCAAAAUGGUGACUUUUUUAAUGAAUUUAAUUCUUCAAUUACUGAAGCUCCAUACAGCUCAUCACAACUUUCUUUCCAAACACCUUUUAGUCCAGAUAUUGUUGUAGAUAAUGAUUUUCAAAUUAAAAAACGUAUAGUUUCAUAA
Molecule: messenger RNA, 1114 nt
Organism: Dictyostelium purpureum
Lineage: Eukaryota; Evosea; Eumycetozoa; Dictyosteliales; Dictyosteliaceae
Exons: 1
Source: RefSeq, a predicted model, not a curated record